Messenger RNA from Musa acuminata AAA Group (dessert banana), 2417 nucleotides. Its product is annotated as RING-H2 finger protein ATL43-like. The record is from RefSeq and is a predicted model, not a curated record. The transcript has a single exon. NCBI's taxonomy places the organism in Eukaryota, Viridiplantae, Streptophyta, Magnoliopsida, Zingiberales, Musaceae. The coding region runs from base 753 to 1958 and encodes 401 amino acids.
AGGUGGCCCCGUCGGUUCUUACUUUGUCUCUCUCCAUGCUCUGCCAACUCCAGAACCGACCCGAGUUGAUCUAAUGAUCUGCCGAUUUCCCAUCUUACUUUGAUUUGGCUUGAUCUUAACACCUUGCACUUUUGCACGUAGCAUGCUGUGGCGUUGACAGAGGCAGCAAUCACCGGGGAAGUAUGGGAUUCCUUGCCACUGUUUCCGUUCAUCAUCCUGUGCACAGAUGAAUGAAAUGAACCCUCAGCUCGGAUCAAGUCAUGAUUCAUUUUUCUUUCCUUCACUUCCAUCCACAUUUCACAAAUCUGUAUUUAAUUGUCCAAUCUGAUUGAUGAAUGGACCGGGUCGAAGUAUGAACCGGAUCGGAGUGACGCGGGUCUAAGGACAAAAGCAGUUAUCCCAUCAUAGACCCGAACCCUUCAACGCCGUUUCCGUGCUCGAAACACGGGCCAAGUCCUGCUCCCCUCCCAGAUGGCAGAUUCCCGACAUUAGUGGUGCGCUCACCGGUUUCCCAGUGCUACACCAGCCCGCCCUGCCACGAGCGCUUCGAGUGGCGACGCGUCGGUCCCAUACUCUCACCAUCGGUAUACGAAAGCAAGACGGGACCCAUUCAGUUAUGAGAUUGAGUAGCUGAUGCCUUUGUCGUCCUUUGUUCCUCGUUCUCUCUCCUCACCCACGGAGUCAGUCCCGUCACCGGCCUUGCUAGAUAUAACUCCAUCCGUCCUCGCCUCCCCUCGAAGCCGAGGGAGAUCAUGACGCUCCACCACCGCCAAUUGGCACUCGUCUCCCACCUACAACCUCGUCUCCUCCUCGAGGCAGCGGGUGAUGACGCCGGCGCCGCCCCUAGCCCCUGGCCCUCUGCCCGGCCUUCCUCCUUCGCUGUCCCGCUCCGUCCUGGCAUCGCUAUCAUCGUCGGAGUCGUUACUAUCAUCUUUUGCCUUACCUUCCUCCUCCUCCUCUACGCCCGGCAUUGCAAGCUCAGCACCGCCUCCUAUGGCAGGGGCCGCAGCGCCACCGGGGGGCCCCUGACCUCCGCAUCUGAGAGGCGGCAUUCCGGGGUGGAUCACGCGGUGGUGGAGUCGCUCCCAGUCUUCCGGUUCGGAUCGCUGCAGGGGCAGAAGGAGGGCCUGGAGUGCGCGGUGUGCUUGAGCCGGUUCGAGCCCGCAGAGGUGCUCCGUUUGCUGCCCAAGUGCCGCCACAGCUUCCACGUCGAGUGCGUCGACACAUGGCUCGACGCCCACUCCACCUGCCCGCUCUGCCGCGUCCGCGUGGACCCAGAGGACGUCCUCCUCUUUCCUCUACAGGAACCGGAGCCGCACGGCGGCGGGGAGAAGGCCGAGGUCAAGGGGCGCGGUGAUGCGACCGCCACGGCCGUGCCGAACCCAUUCGGGCGCAGGAUCUCCGGGCGGCACUCCUCGGCCGGAGAGAGGACGAGCGAGCCGCUCGAGAUCGUGGUGCACCCAGCCGAACCGAGACGGAGGCGCUCGGUGGAUUGCCCCGGCUGCGCCACCGCCGCCCAUGCCCCGACGGUUCGGAAGGACGCGCUCCUCCUGGCGGAGGCGGCGGAGGACAGCGAGGCAUUCGAGUGGCGGCACAGCCAUCGCAUCGUGGUUUCGGACGCCGACGUGCGCGUGGACCGAUGGAGCGACCUCCGACCGACGGAUAUGCUUUUCCUGCGGAGGGAGAUGAUCAUCACGGAGGGCGGACGGUUCUCAGCGUCCAAGGCGGUUCGCGCCCUGUCGUCUCCUGCCGCCGUUGUCGACGAGGAGUUAGACGCUUCCAGAUGCGCGUCGGGGAUCGCGGGGGUGGGCCGGGUGCCCAGCUGCGGGGCGACCGGCGGGGCGAGGCGGUUGGCGGAGGAGGAGCGGACGCUGAGACGGUGGCUGGGCUUCGUGGCCAUGCGGACGGCGGUGCGGUGGCUGUGGAAGCGGGAGAGCGGGAACCGCGUCGAAACCUAAAUCAACGAUGGCACUCUUGGAUAUACCCUUAUUUACGGACGGAUGCGACGGACAUUCCCGUUAAGUGGGCGGCCCGCGAAGCACCAGAUAGAGAGUGGGGCGCAGAGAUGCGGUGUCACGUGAGCCAUGGGUGGCGACGCGGUCAUUGUAACUCGAGUCACGGGACUCGCAUGUAUGCUGGGUGGACUACGGGAGCGUCUCGAGUCCUCGUGAUGGCGGACGGGGCGUCUCGGACGGCGGUGAUACGUCGCUCGGAGGGAACGAGAUCGGACGGCCAAGGAUAUGGCUACGUGGGGUUUUGUCCACCUUGCUGUGGUAGUUAGAUGUGAGUGGUGUAACAGAUGGCGGUGGAUACGCAAGUGCUUCGUGUUAGAUCGCCUGCGACCGGAGAAGAGGCUUGUGACCAGUGACAUAAUUGGUUUUAAGAUAAUUUAUCACUAUAAAAGGAUUAAUCCAAUA